Cetraspora pellucida is the source of this 861-nucleotide messenger RNA. NCBI's taxonomy places the organism in Eukaryota, Fungi, Glomeromycota, Glomeromycetes, Diversisporales, Gigasporaceae. The record is from the annotation of a GenBank genome assembly.
AUGUACCGAGUUUUGCGUAAACUGCCACUAUUCAUUAAUAUUUCAAAACAUCGCUAUUCGACAAAAAAUAAUGAACUAAUAAAUAAUCUUAAGAAAGCGAUUAAGGUAACAGGACCUAUAUCAAUUGCGCAAUAUAUGAGAGAAGUAUUAACAAAUUCUCAUGGUGGUUACUAUAUGGCGGGUGACGUAUUUGGUAGAGGAGGAGAUUUUGUUACAUCUCCCGAAAUUAGUCAGAUAUUUGGUGAGUUGAUUGGAAUAUGGUUUUUGACACAAUGGCAAAGUCAAGGAAAACCAGACAAAAUCCAGAUUGUAGAAUUGGGUCCUACAAAAGCAUCUAUUGCUUUAACUGGAUCAUUAGCAUAUGAGAAGUUCAAGAUUGGUGAUAGAAUUGAAAUAUCCCCAGAUUCGAUGAAAAUUUCUAAGCAAAUUGCAAAACAUAUCAAAGACAAUGGAGGUGCAUCACUUAUUAUUGAUUAUGGACAAGAUUUCAUGCAAGGAAAUACUUUGAGGGCAAUAAAACGACAUGAGUUCGUUCAUCCAUUGAGUGAACCAGGGCAAACAGAUUUAAGUGCCGAUGUGAAUUUUUGUUAUCUAAAAGAAUCAGUAACAGAUUUAGCAUAUUUGUUAUUAGUCGACACGUAUGGUCCUAUAACCCAAUCGAAAUUUCUUCAGUCACUUGGUAUAAAAGCUAGAUUAUCAAUGUUGUUAAAAAAUGCAUUGCCCGCACAACGUAAAGAUUUAAUAUCUUCAACUGAAAGACUUGUUCAUCCCUCGGCAAUGGGUGAAAUUUAUAAAGUAUUGGCUUUUGUGUCAAAAGGAUCUUUAGAUGCACCCGUUGCUUUUGAAAAAUCAAAAGAUUAA